Cicer arietinum (chickpea) is the source of this 1118-nucleotide messenger RNA. RefSeq names its product tetraspanin-8-like. Gene Ontology annotation, cellular component: membrane. Gene Ontology annotation, biological process: auxin-activated signaling pathway. The record is from RefSeq and is a predicted model, not a curated record. NCBI's taxonomy places the organism in Eukaryota, Viridiplantae, Streptophyta, Magnoliopsida, Fabales, Fabaceae.
AACAGUCAAAACAAACACCAACAACAAUUUUACAUUUCUUAUAAAAUCCUCUUUCUCUCUUUCUCUCUCUCUCUCUCUACUUUUAAUUUUCAUAUUCACAUUCUCACAUUCUCAUCAUCUCAAUCACCAUGGUUCGAUUCACCAACUCCUUAAUCGGUUUCCUAAACUUUCUAACCCUAAUUUGUUCAAUUCCAAUUCUGGUAAUGGGUGUAUGGCUAAGCAAACAAGCCAACACAGAAUGCGAAAGGUGGUUAGAAAAACCCGUAAUUGCCCUCGGUGUUUUCCUCUUAGUUGUUUCUCUUAUGGGUCUAAUCGGUGCUUGUUGUCGUGUCUCAUGGCUUCUCUGGUUCUAUCUUCUUGUCAUGUUCUUGCUCAUCGUUCUUCUCUUUGCAUUCACAAUCUUCGCUUUCGUUGUUACUAACAAAGGCGCUGGUGAAGUUUUGGCGAAUAAAGGUUAUAAGGAGUAUAGGCUUGGUGAUUAUUCUAAUUGGUUGCAGAAUAGGGUUAAUAAUAACAACAAUUGGAACAGGAUUAAGAGUUGUUUGCAAUCUGGAAAGCUAUGCUCUCAAUUUCAUUCACAAUUUCUUAAUGAUAACGUUAAUAAAUUCUACACCGAGCAAUUGUCUGCUCUUCAGUCUGGAUGUUGUAAGCCGUCAACCGACUGUGGUUUUAUAUAUGAGAACCCAACAACCUGGACGAAGCCGGCAAAUGCUCCUAAUACUACCAACCCUGAUUGCGAUGCUUGGAAUAACGAUCCAACCAUUCUGUGCUUCAAUUGCCAAUCAUGCAAGGCUGGUUUACUGCAAAACCUCAAGACUGAUUGGAAGAAGGUGUCUAUUGUCAACAUCAUAUUCCUCAUUUUCCUCAUCAUUGUCUACUCCAUUGGUUGCUGUGCAUUCAGGAAUAACAGGAGGGACAAUUGGAAGAGAUAUUAGCCUCAUAAAUAAUUAAUCAUUCACUAUUAUUAGCAUGUAUAUGAUUUUAGGCCGUUUGGUUUAUAUGCUGCUAUUUUCGUGUGGGUUCUUUUGUUUAUUUUCUGGAUUUCGUACUUUUUUCAGUACAGUUUGACUAUGUUGUGUAAAUUGCUCAAUUUUAUAUUACAGUUCUUAGCAUCACCC